AUGCUCUCUUCCCUCCUUCCCUCCUCGCUCGCUUUCCUCGCCGAGUCGGACUUGACCAUCGGCAUCAAGCACACCUCGGCGUACGGGUUCCGGCGAGAGCAGCUCGACCGGCUCCUCCGCUCCAUCCGGCGGCGGUACGCGACGGCCGAGGUCAUCGUGGCCGACGACGGCUGCAAGGCGGACCGGACAGCCAUCCGCACGCACAACGUGACGCUCGUCUGCACCGAGGCGGGCAGCGGCCUGAGCCUCGGCCGCAACACGAUCGUACGGCGCGCUUCCACAGAGUUUGUGCUCCUGCUCGACGACGACGUGGUCUUUUCCGAGGCCACCGACCUCGCCGCGCUGCACGACGCGCUGGUGCGCGACCCAGGCGCGGCGCUCGCGGGCGGCUGCUACGACGACCUCGUACGCGGCGACGCGGACUGCUUCAACCUCGCCUUCAGCGUGACCGGCGGCGGCACGGCGGUGGCGGCGCGCUUCGCCACGCUGCAGGCGCAGGGCGGCGGGUGCGGCGUGGUGGACGCCACCCACAACUUUUUCCUCGCUCGGCGUUCCGCCCUCGUGCAGCACGGGUGGGACGCGCGCCAAAAGGUGAUGGAGCACGAGACCUUCUUCUACGCGCUCUGGCUGCACGGCCAGCGUGUGCUCGCCUGCCCGGCGGUCCGCGUGCAGCACAAUACGUCGCGCAGCCUCGCGUAUGUCUCCUCCUCGCUGCGCUUUGGCCGGAUGGCGUACUUCCUGCAGUACCUGUGCAAGGAUUCCCAGUCGAGUCGCUAA
Emiliania huxleyi CCMP1516 is the source of this 777-nucleotide messenger RNA. RefSeq names its product glycosyltransferase, family 2. Bases 1 to 777 code for a protein of 258 amino acids. Lineage: Eukaryota; Haptophyta; Isochrysidales; Noelaerhabdaceae. The record is from RefSeq and is a predicted model, not a curated record. The transcript is spliced from 2 exons.